Grammomys surdaster is the source of this 1668-nucleotide messenger RNA. It is a transcript of the gene Glt8d1, whose product is annotated as glycosyltransferase 8 domain containing 1. Gene Ontology annotation, molecular function: glycosyltransferase activity. Gene Ontology annotation, cellular component: Golgi apparatus. The transcript is spliced from 10 exons. The record is from RefSeq and is a predicted model, not a curated record. Bases 239 to 1354 code for a protein of 371 amino acids. Lineage: Eukaryota; Metazoa; Chordata; Mammalia; Rodentia; Muridae.
GGUCAUUGGAUCUCAAUACAGAAGUUUGUGAGCCACCAUGUGGUUGCUGGGAAUUGAACCUCUGGAAGAACAGUCGGUGCUUUUAACUGCUGGGCUAUCUAUCUUUCUGCCUUGAGAGUUUCUUCUAAACAGACCAACGAACCCUCAUUACCAGGAAAGACAACAUGAUGAGACUUACUCUGAAAGCUGGUGUUUUUCAUGAUUACUUUCUAAUGUUUAUGUAAGAUAGAAGAAAAGGAUGUCAUUCCGUAAAGUAAACAUCAUCAUCUGGGUCCUGGCGGUUGUUCUCUUCUUACUUGUUUUGCACCAUAACUUCCUCAGCUUGAGCAGUUUGUUAAGGAAUGAAGUGUCAGAUUCAGGAAUUGUGGGGCUUCAGCCCAUAGACUUUGUCUCAAAUGUUCAUCAACAUCCAGUAAAUGAGAGACAAGAGGAAAUACCCGUGGUUAUUGCUGCCUCUGAAGACAGGCUGGGUGGCACCAUUGCAGCCAUAAAUAGCAUUCAUCAAAACACUCGCUCCAGUGUGAUUUUUUACAUUGUUGCGUUCAACAGUACAGCAGACCAUCUCCGGUCCUGGCUUAACAGUGGUUCCCUGAAAAGCAUCAGGUACAAAAUUGUAAAUUUUGACAUUAAACUUUUGGAAGGGAAAGUAAAGGAGGAUCCUGACCAGGGGGAGUCCAUGAAACCAUUAACGUUUGCAAGGUUCUACUUGCCAAUUCUGGUUCCCAGUGCAAAGAAAGCCAUAUACAUGGAUGAUGAUGUAAUUGUACAAGGUGAUAUACUUGCCUUGUACAAUACACCACUAAAGCCAGGACAUGCUGCUGCAUUUUCAGAGGAUUGUGACUCAGCCUCUACUAAAGUUAUCAUCCGUGGAGCAGGGAACCAGUACAAUUACAUUGGCUAUCUUGACUAUAAAAAGGAAAGAAUUCGUAAGCUUUCCAUGAAAGCCAGCACCUGCUCCUUUAAUCCUGGAGUUUUUGUUGCAAACUUGACCGAAUGGAAAAGACAGAAUAUAACUAACCAGCUGGAAAAAUGGAUGAAACUCAAUGUAGAAGAGGGAUUGUACAGCAGAACACUGGCUGGCAGCAUCACCACACCUCCUCUGCUUAUUGUAUUUUAUCAGCAACAUUCCACCAUUGACCCUAUGUGGAAUGUCCGCCAUCUUGGUUCCAGUGCUGGAAAACGGUAUUCACCCCAGUUUGUAAAGGCUGCCAAGUUACUUCACUGGAAUGGUCACUUUAAGCCUUGGGGAAGAGCUGCUUCAUAUGCUGAUGUUUGGGAAAAAUGGUAUAUUCCAGACCCAACAGGAAAAUUCAGUUUAAUCCGAAGACAUAUGGAUACCUCAAACAUAAAGUGAACUACAAUUUAAGCUAAAUGCGUCACUCAGGAAACCCUGGAAGACACUAUGUGGGAAGAUAACAGUUGUAGGAGUUGCUCUGUACCACCCAGAAAAUGGUUCAGCUGGGUAGAGAUCACAGAUCUCCAGAUGACUACCAAUGUCUCCACCUGCCUUACCAAAUGUUUGCUUACUGUACUGCUUACUGACCUGAAGGACAGACUGAGACUAAGACUGCCAGCAUAACUGCAUCUAGCUGCUAUAGGUAGGAACUGCUGUUUUAGUUUUGUAACCUGUGGCCUGGUUUGUAAAUAAAAUCUACAUUUUCCAGUAGA